Larimichthys crocea (large yellow croaker) is the source of this 6906-nucleotide messenger RNA. RefSeq names its product glypican 6a (gene gpc6a). The transcript is spliced from 10 exons. Gene Ontology annotation, cellular component: cell surface; extracellular region; synapse. NCBI's taxonomy places the organism in Eukaryota, Metazoa, Chordata, Actinopteri, Sciaenidae. Gene Ontology annotation, biological process: cell migration; regulation of signal transduction; regulation of protein localization to membrane. The record is from RefSeq and is a predicted model, not a curated record. Bases 691 to 2406 code for a protein of 571 amino acids.
UACCUCCAGGUCUCCGCGCCUCCUCCUCCUCCAACAUGUGUCUGCACGGCGCUGUGCUUGUGGUGCGUAUUACCAAGGAUGCAUAAAGGCAGAGGACAGUACGCGCCCCUGGAUUCGAGCAGCUGAAGUCGCAGCCACUCCACUCCACGUUUUGCCCUGCCCUUGUGCGCUCUUGCUCGCUUGUGCAGCGUGCGUCUCCGUUGCAUUUCGCUUUCUCCUCACCCCUCUCUCUCUCUCUCUCUCUCUCUCCCUCUCUCCUGUCUUCACACUGACACGAACACAGGGCGCUGCUGUGUGUGCGGGAGAAGUUGUUGGCACAGAGAGCACCAGGUACCAACUGUCUUCAUCUCCAACGGAUUUGUUCAAGCGGGGAGCAAUCGGGGGUCUCGCUCUGGGUUUCUUAUUUUUUCUUUUUAUCGAUCUGGAAGAUACGAAGAUUUUUUCUUCUUCUUCUUCUUCUUUUUUUUUUUUUUUUUUUUGCAAUGAGGUGGACGUACCAGAAUCUAAAGUGAGGAGUGAUUUUGUUUUUUCUAUACAUUCUGGAGGGGUUUUAAUGAACAUCUGACAUCCUGCUCACUGGAGAAAUCUCCCCAAUCAGCCCUUUUGGAUUUCUUUCUUUUUUCUUCUUCUUCUUUUCUUUCUGCCGGAGCUCGUUAUUACCCCCGUGAAACAUUACCAAGGAUUUCACUGAUGUAUGCGAUGUGGAGGCUGCAAGUCGCCUUAUGUACUCUGUCGGUGCUGCUGUCCCUGUCAUCCGGUGGUGAAAGCAAAGCGCGGAGCUGUAGCGAGGUUAGGCAAGCUUAUAACGUUAAAGGAUUCAGCCUCGUCAAUGUACCUCAUCAGGAAAUAUCAGGUGAGCACCUGCGUGUCUGUCCUCAGGGAUACACCUGCUGCACAUCUGAGAUGGAGGACAAACUCAACCAGCAGAGCAAACUGGACUUCGAGAACUUGGUGGAGAAGAGCAGCCACGAUAUGAGGACGACGUUUGUGUCGAGGCAUAAAAAAUUUGAUGAGUUUUUCUUGGAGCUGCUGGACAAUUCUGAGAAGUCUCUCAACGGCAUGUUCACACGGACGUACGGGAAGCUGUAUAUGCAGAACUCAGAGGUGUUCCAGGACCUGUUCACAGAGCUGAAGCGCUACUACACGGGGGGCAACGUCAACCUAGAGGAGAUGCUGAAUGACUUCUGGGCCAGGCUGCUGGAACGCAUGUUCCAGUUACUCAACUCCCAGUAUCAUUUCACAGACGACUACCUGGAAUGUGUCAGUAAAUACACAGAUCAACUGAAGCCCUUUGGAGAUGUGCCCAGAAAACUGAAGGCCCAGGUCACCAGGGCCUUCAUUGCUGCACGGACGUUUGUCCAGGGGCUAAUGGUGGGUCGGGAGGUCGCCAACAGGGUUGCCAAGGUGAAUGUAGUUCCAGCGUGUGUCAGAGCCUUGACCAAAAUGAUGUACUGUUCCUACUGUCGUGGCAUGCCCGGGCUGAAGCCCUGUCACAACUACUGUCACAACGUUAUGAGGGGCUGUCUAGCCAACCAGGCAGACCUAGAUGCCGAAUGGAACCUUUUCAUUGAUGCUAUGUUACUGGUGGCAGACAGGCUGGAGGGACCCUUCAACAUAGAAGCAGUUAUAGAGCCAGUAGACAUCAAGAUCUCUGAGGCCAUCAUGACCAUGCAAGACAACAGCAUGCAAGUGUCAGCCAAGGUUUUUCAAGGGUGUGGCCAACCAAAGCCGUCAGGAAUAGGCAGGUCUGCACGCGGCAUCUCAGAUGUGUUCAACACUCGUUUCAGACCCUACACCCCUGAAGAACGGCCAACCACAGCAGCAGGAACGAGCCUCGAUAGACUGAGGGUUGUGUGGAGGACAAUGCAACACAGUGUGACUGACAUCAAAGAAAAGUUGAAGGAGUCCAAGAGGUUCUGGUCCAACCUGCCAGAUGACAUCUGUGCCAAGGGCAAGCUCACAGAGUCUGACGAGGAACAGUGCUGGAACAGCCACGCGAAGGGCAGAUAUUUCCCUGAAGUGGUGAAGGAGGGUCUAACCAACCAGGUGAACAACCCAGAGGUGGAUGUGGAUAUCACCAGGCCUGACACACUGAUACGGCAGCAGAUCAUGGCUCUACGUGUCAUGACCAACAAGCUAAAGAACGCCUACAAUGGAAAUGACAUCUACUUCCAGGACUCAAGUGACGAGGGCAGCAGUUCUGGCAGCGGCAGCGGCUGCUCUGACGGCUGCACAACAGAGUUUGUUUUUGUUGGAACAGAGGCUCCUGUGAUCGGAGCCGACAGAAGCGAUGAACGUGCAGCAGCGGCCGCCGCGGGAAACUCCCUUUCCUGCGGACCGUCCCUAUUGCUGGUGAUGGUCGCCCUCACACUCCCACUCUGGGCAAUGCAGACUCAAUGGAGAUAAUACAUGGGUGUGGCCUGAUCACUGACUUGUAUACUGUUACCUACAGUAUGUCUAACAGCAAGUUCUACUGCUGUUCCCUCACUGGACAUGUAGAACCUCCUGGAAACCUGUCGAGAAUGGCUUACUGUGUGGUAUAGUAGGACUGGAAGUGAGUGCAGUGCUGCAUCCUGCUCGUCCCCCAAAGAAUGCUUGGUGCCAUCGCUGAACCAGCUUUCACAUCUCUGAAAAAAAAAAGAAAAUGUGGUGUUUUCUCAUUAUUCUAAAGUGGGUUUUGAAAAACGUGCUUCUCUUUUAGACAGUGAAAACCAUCAGAUCGGAUUUUUCAGAUUAAAAAGGGGAAUCUAUUUUUCUUUUCCUUUGUAUGAUGAAGUUGUGAAAACACCCAUUUUAUCCUAUUAGUCUUGUCCCCCUCAGACAAAAGGAAAGUCUUACUGUGUGCAUGCGUGGAAAUGAUGUUAACUGACAAAAACAUUUGUUUUGUUUGUUUUUUAUGCAGGCUACACAGUGUUUAGAUUGGUUGGUACAGGAUUGUAUAGUGCUAGCAGUUCACCCGGUUUCCCGUUUGGUCAUAUCAGUGUGGCUUCAGGAAGCAGCAGUCCUUGCAGCCACUUUAUAGUUGCACAUUUGAUUAUCUCUGAGAAAGUGCUAAUGUACUGCACUAAGAGAACUACUUUGCACAGAUUAUUUUUGUUGGCUUCAUAAGUUUAUAAAGCUACACGAAACAUCCACCCCCACAGAGAAAGAAGAUCUAUAUUUUCAGAUCAUUUAACUGAUUGUAUUGUACUUAUAAACAGUUGCAGUAUGUAUUUCAUUGGAAGGUACUGUAAUGUAAUCUUACUGGUUUAGUUAAUGGCAAAUUUUAAUAAAUGUAUUUGUUUUUACAAGUUAUCUGAUCACCUGUAAAAUGAAAAAAAAAAAACACUAAGCCAUUAUACUACAAUUGCCUGCUAACAAUAUAUCAGUUACCUGAUUUACUCACCUCUGUUUGGGUACUUAACAUGCCCCUAAACAGUCCACACUUCCUUUUUAUUUGUCAUAGACUCUGAGUAUAUUAGUUAUAUUAGGUAUAAGACAUUUACAUUUAUUUUCUUGGCUCCCAUGUUUUAUGAUUUAUUUUGUUAUUUGCUCAUAUUACAUGUUUGUAAGGUUACACAGUCCUGUGAGGUCACAUAGGCCUCCAGCAGGCUCUGCAGGUUUUACCCAUUCACAGUUAAAUUUGCACAUUUUAUCUGAACCAUCCCUACAGGCUACAGGUUUUAUGAAAGGUCAUGUUUUCUUAACAAGGCAUGCACAAAGUCAGCCACUCAAAAUGAAGCAGGGUGCCAGGAUUAGAGAGCUCCAAGUGUACUCUUAGAACUAGGGUUACUAUCUCCUGCAGGCUUUGACCUCUAACUCGAGGGGCUCAGGGAGCGAAGCCAAUAGCUUACACUCCACCGACACAGCUUGAUGGCCGUGACCUCCGGUGUCAAAGGAAAGGCAGGUCCCAGAAAUGUUACAGGAAUACUGUAAAAACAAACAUCAGGGGCGAAUGUUCAUCAUUUCACAAAAGAGGGCAGUCGAGACAGUCAUCCUAAUGCUGGAGUGUGCCUGGAGGGUCCAAUCCCAUCCCGCUCAUAAGCACCUGAAAUGUUUUCACAUACCCCAUGAGCAGGUCUCCUCUCUCCUCUCCAAAACCCAUCACUGGAACGAAUUAACAGCUGCUGUGAGCAUCUUAAAGAGACUGCACAUUUCACAACAGCACACAAGAGUUUCAAGUCGUGAUGAAAAAUGUCUGAUGUUCUUGGGCACAACUGACAGGUGUGGGUGGAGUGCAGUGCUUCUGUGGACCCUUCAAAUGAGCAAACAACUCAAGUAGACUAAUAUCUACAUUGCCAAAUUUUGCAUCACUAACACGGCUGUCUUCACACACAGCACCUGGAGAAAAAAUCUCCCCUCAAUGGGCUCAUAUGACUCAGUGGAGAGACCCACAGGCACCACAGGAAGCUCCCAGUGCAGAACAGAUGGGAAAACAUUUGACCUCGGUCGCCUCCCUCCCUGCAGAAACCGCUUUAGGAGAAGGUGACUGAACAAAAGCCUCCCACCAAAACUAGCAUGACACAAUUAAAUCACUGAUGCGUAAAGCCUAAUUGCAGAAUGUGGCAGGCCUCUAUCCAUCCGAAGCCAGAGGAAAGAGGAGGGAUGGCGGCACUGAACUGAUCAACAUAAGGCCCUUCCCCAAUGUCAAACUGUCCGGUGUGGUGUGGGGAGGUUUAUGCCGCUCUUAAUUACAUCAUUUCACGGUGCCCUCUUCCUUCUGUAAUAGUUAAAUGCCACAGGACUGGAGAUUUAGCAGUUACCAACCACUUCUGGAAAAUCAGUUAAGAUUUUCACUAUAUACUGUAUGAAAACAGGCACAGUGUGCAGUGGUUGGAACUGCCGCCUCACAGCAGAACGUUCCUGGUUCAAAGUGGGGCUUUUCCGUGUGGACUGGAGUUUGCAUGCUCUCCCAGUGUGGUUCUCUACAGGUACUUCAGCAAAGACAUGCAGGUUAAUUGGUGACUCUAAAUUGUCCAUAAAUGUAAACGUGAACAUGAAUGGUUUAAUGGCUUAAAUUGUUUGUCUAUCCGUCAGCUUUGUGAUGAACUGGUGACUUGACCACCCAGUACUAGCUGGGAUUGGAUUGGCAGUUAUGGAAGAUGGAUGGAUGAAAACUUUACUAGAGUAGACUAGGCCUGCUAUAGAAACAACAUGAGAAACAUGAAAAAUAGCAUUCAGCAGAAACACCAGGCCGCAUUGGGAGAUGAACAUAAUGAGAGCAAAGUCUGCAGAGAAGCGGUCGCCAUGGGAAGAGCCGGAGAUCUUAUCACUCCCCACCGCGGGACAUGAGUUGAUGACGGAAAAGAGCUAAAAAUGGAGCGAUCCAGCCACAUGGUAACACUGGAGGAGGCCAUCUUCAUCUCAUCGUAUUGAACUAGGUCCUCAUCCAGUCAUUGUAGGAAAGUUUGGUUACAAAGAAAGGAGCAUUUCUAACAUGUUUCUUGUUCUUGUUAGUUUGUUCACAUACUGAUGGCAGAGGCCGCCAACUACAUCUACACAGUUUAAUGUUAAUCAACAGCACUGCAGCUCACACCCCUGAUUAUUAGACAGCACACCACCAUCUGAACCACAGCCGACCCAUUCUGAUUGAGCGCAAGAAGCGUAAGCAGCAUCAGUGCAUACUGCAGGGGUGACAUUGCCUGUUCUCCUUUCCGAGGUCAGUGCCUGAACGAGAUAGAACCAGGGGUGCAGUGGAAACUAAACACACAAACACAGUUUACUCACCACUCUGAAUCGAAAACAGCGUUUAUGCAACUGUGUUCACUUCAUUUGCAAAAGCACCGACUGGUGCUUUCAGUGGGUCAGACAGAUGAGACAGACAUGCGGUAGUUAGACAGGACAGAUGUCUAGCAGUAACUAUUUAUAACGUGCUGAAUAUUAAAUAUAAUAACUAGCUGUCAGGCCUGAUGUGCAGCGAUAGUUUUACUGACCUGUUAGGAUUUCUUCACCCGGGAGUACAGUCCUGGAUAGCAGAUAAUUGCAAUGAGGGAGGUUUCAUGUAAAAAUCAUGGUCUAUUACACGAGGCCGACUUAUGAAAUGAUCGUUCAAUUCUAGCUUCAGACGUUUACAUUUUUCUGAGAAUGUAUCUACACUUGAUACAAAGUGUUCUGACUUUUAGAAUGAAACACAAAUAGAUGUUUUGUCAGCACUUUUAUUUUGACUUCAAGUGCAGUGUCAUAUUGUUCCCAAACACUAGAUUCAAUUGGGCUGCUACAGAGUUGCCGUCAGGUAAACUUUGUGCUUUGGUGAUUCUAUAAUAGGCAAAUGAAAUAAAUACACAACAGGAAGAGAAGAGAGUCGAUUAGAAGUGCAAGUUAGUGGGUUAUAUAUCGCUGCAGUCAAACAUAUAAAUUCAGUUUUCAAGUAUUAAAAAAAACAUUGUGGAGGCAGAUAUUUCUGAGUCAGGGUUGGAAAUGAGGCGGAACAAUCAGCACAGCGCGCGUGUGUGUGUGUGUUUGAUAAUAAGACAGGAAGUUAGUCGUGUGGCUUCAGAUACUGGCAUUGUUUAAGCUCUGGCACUGCUGCCUCUUCACUGAGGCUCAACGAUGGUGUUUUUGAAAGUGUAAAAACUCGGUAAGCAUCUGCAGUCAUACAAAGCACUCAUAAAGCACUUCUACAAGAUCUGUGAUUGCAACAUGUUUUGGAUGAGCAAGGAUAAGGCUGCUCCUGACAGAGUAAAGGAAGUGAAUUAGGAAAAGACUGUUUCAGAAGUAUGUCCAAUUUUUCCAAAGAGCUUGUAACAGUAAAAACAACAAGUUGUCUUAUUACGCAAGGAAUGUUUGCCAUUUUUCACUGCCUUGCGUAUUCUUUUCUCUCUCCUGAUACGACGUUACCCUGGUCAGACAUACAGUAUCACUGUCUGAGAUGCUACAGCGCUUGACUUAAUUUGUCUGUGAGCCAUAUGUCUUGUUCAUUCUCUUUGG